Molecule: messenger RNA, 2233 nt
Organism: Eurytemora carolleeae
Lineage: Eukaryota; Metazoa; Arthropoda; Copepoda; Calanoida; Temoridae
Product: RNA polymerase II degradation factor 1
Exons: 14
Coding region: 61-1308 (415 amino acids)
Source: RefSeq, a predicted model, not a curated record
CAAAUUUACUUUUCAAUUCUCUUUCAGAAACAAAAUAAACAGAAGGAGAAGCGCACAAUUAUGCGACAUAUUGAAAUAUUUCUCGGAAUUGCGUUGAUAUCUCCAGCUCUUUCUGUUCCUGUCGAUAUAUCUGAUGAAUUAGACGAGGAACUGACCGGUCCACAACCUAGUGUUAUAGGGUCGGUUGAUAAAGUUUUGAAAAAUGUGAAUAAGAUGGAUCAAUAUCAAUGUAUUCAGAAAAUGAUUUGCGAGUAUAUGGGCAGUGCGGAGCAAACUGUUGUGAACGCGGUCACGAAUAAUUUUGGUUCGCAGACCGGUCAGCUGGCACAGUCAGGACUCAGCCAGUUCCAGUCUAAUCCACAACAGUUCCUUCAGAAUUUGCCUGGACAACUCAACCAAAAUAAUGGACCUUUAACCCAGGCAGUGACAGCUCAGCUUGGUCAAAAUUCACCUUUCCUGCAACAGAAUGGUCAACUACUUCAAAAUAUUGGAGGUCAAAUUCUUCAGGCGGGUUUGAAUGGCGGUCAAAACCAGUUUCAAACUCAGUUCGCGGGCCAGAACCAGUUUGGAAACCAGUUUGCUGGACAAAACCAAUUUGGAAACCAGUUUGCCGGCCAAAACCAGUUUGGAAACCAGUUUGCUGGACAAAACCAGUUUGGAAACCAGUUUGCCGGCCAAAACCAGUUUGGAAACCAGUUUGCCGGUCAAAACCAGUUUGGAAACCAGUUUAAAGGGCAGAAUCAGUUUAGUCAAAACCAGAUUGGACAACAGCAGCAAGGAGGAGCUGGGGAUGCUAUUAUAGAUGCUAUAGCAGGAGCACUUGCUGGUGCAAUACCUGGCAGGAAAAAGAGAUCAGAAGAAAGACGGCAGAAAAGACAAACAUCGAUGCAUGGUCAAGCAAUCAAAAUGAUGCAAUCAUUUGGUUUGGACCAGAUGGGUGCAUAUCCGUUUGUGAGAGCUGCAAUAAUUGGGCAUGCUAAUAAAGAGAGCCCAACAAAUUGCAGACAGCUAUUCCCCCAGUGUCCAGACGGAACAGAUCAGCUGUUGAAUUAUUUCAACAACCAUAAUGGAGGAUUAUUCCAGAACGCCGUCCCUAGCGCUACAAGUGAGGUUGGAUCCCUCUUCCCAGGAUUAUCAGCUUUACCACAGAUUGCAGCCUCAACUAUUGGUGAAUUUGCUUCAUCAAGCGGCGGCUCCGGAGGCGGUGGAGGGUUGGCGGAUUUAGUAGGUGCUGAGUCUGGUAUAAUGAAUACAGUGGUGGACGGGUUAGCUGGGAUGAUUGCCUCAGCAAUGGGGAAGAAAAAAUAAUUUUUUUUUGUGGCAACCUUUUUUUUAAAGACCAGAACAAAGUAAUCGUGAAAAAAUGUGUAAGGAAUGAUUUGAAAAAAGUUUAUGGGGUCUCACUUGCGUCAAACCACUUGAUUUUAAAAGAAUUAUAAAUGUUAUUUCAAUCACCAUUGAAAGCUUUAUCUGAUCGUUUUUCUAGGCAUAAAAAUGUCUAUCAAUGUCAAUUUUUUGUAGAGAAACCAUACACAAUUGGAAAAAAUCAGUGUUCAAAAUUUUAAAUAUUUUUAUCUAAUUUGUUCAUACUUGAUCAGAAAAAUCUUUACACUUCUAAGGAUAUCAUUGUGAAUCGGGCAUUGUCAACCUUGCAUGAAGGGUUCCUUGAAAUGACGCUUAUAAUCCCUUAGCAUAACGUAACAUAAAAGGAGGUUGUUUAAGUGGUUAUGCAAUUUGAUUUUUGCAUAUUUUACACAAGUACAUCCUUUCAUAUUUUUACGUAAAAUUCGAAUCUAUUUGCCCUUUCAAGUUUACAUUGUAUUGACUUUCUACAUAAUUCACAGAUUAUUCAAAAUAAACUUAUGAUUUUGUAAAUGGUCUAAACUCUGAAGUCCAGGAUAAUUUGAGCAUAACAACCUGCAAUCUCGGGCCUGGGGAUUAGUAGAUCUAGUCAAAGGUCGUCUUCAAAGAAAGACUACUUAUCUUGUCCUUUUUGAGUAAAAGUCUUCAUUGAAACUUAAAAAUUUUCUUCAUUUCACAAAAUCUGUUAUUCUUUAGUCCGUUUAUCAACAUUGUUUUAUUUAUCAUUUUAUUUAUUUUGUUAUUUAAAUAUUUUUUAUUGCACUGUUAUCAUAAUUUAUUUAUUUAUUUCUUUAUUUUGUUUUUUUAUAUUUACAGUAACUAGUAAAUAUAAUGUUGUCAUGCCUAAGAAUAAAUAUAAAAAUAUUUUGUA